AUGGAUAGUGAUUUCGAGCUCAGCGAUGAUGAAAGAUCUAUUGAUAACAAUAAAUCCACUUAUAAAACCCUUUUUUACAAUAAAUAUCACGAUGGAGCUAAUAAUACUGACAAUUUUUACCCCUGUUUUAUGCAUCGUUACAGUGCUUGCCCUGUGUUUUUCUCCGGUUUCCUUUCAGAUGCUUGCAAAACAGCUUUCAGUUCGCAAGAUAUUAAAGACCGUCGUCCAGUACUUAUUUACAUACAUCAUGAUAAAAGUAUGUUAAAUAACAUAUUUUGUAAAACUAUAUUGUGUACAGAGAAGAUGGUUGAUUAUUUACUUGAAAACUAUAUUGUCUGGCCAUGGGAUAUUACACUUGAGUCGGAUAGAAAUAGAUUGUCGACAAUAUGGGAAAAUACAUUUUCUUCGCCACUAUUUAAUGAUUUUUCUGUUGAAAAAUGUCCAAUGUUGAUUGGUAUAACACGUCGAUCUACAGAAAUCAAAUCUUGGUUACCAACAUCCGAAUAUCAGUUUACAUCAUUACUUAAAGGCAAUACAUUGACACGAACUCAACAAAAAUGGGACAUUGAGACACUAUUAUCCGAAUUGAUUACUUUUAAAGAUGAAUGUGAUAAUAUUGAACAAAUAUGGUAUUUCAAUACAGAUUUAGAUGAUGAUUUUAGUCAUUUUUCUGAUGGAUGUGAAUCUAAAGUAGAUAGAACCGAAUUCUUUUAUGAAUGUUUACAACAACGUUUUAGACGCUGUCCGACACUCGUCACUGACUUUCUUUCAAACAUUUGUGAAUCCACAGUUAGUUCAAAAAUAGGAAAAGAGUAUCGUCCAGUUCUUAUUUACUUGCAUAAUGACAAAAGUGAAUUCAAUAAGACCAUUUGUCCAAUAACUAUAAUUGACUCUUUAUUGGAAAACUUUAUUGUUUAUCCAUGGGAUAACACAUCAGAACUGAAUCAAGAGAUAACGGAAAUCACAUGGAAACAAAUAUUUUCAGUUUCUUUUAAUGUAUCUUUUCCUGAUAAACAAUAUCCUAUGGUUAUUGGAAUAAUGAAACGAUUCGAAGAGAAAAAUAAUGUCUUCCGCUUACCUAAAUAUCAGUUCAAAUCAUUGUUGAAUGGUGAUACACUGACUCGUACUCAGACUAAAUUAAGUCGUGAAGGAUUCUUAGAAGAAUUGAUUUUAUUUCAACAGGAAUGUAUUGUUAAUGAACAAGCUCUAGCAUGUGAUUUUGUUACCAAAACUGGUCUUUCUUGGGAUGUUAUUCAAAAAAUCAGUCAAUAUCUUUCAUUAAACGAUGCAAUCAACUCAUUUUCUAUUCAUAUUCUUCCUGUACUUUCUAAAUCUCAGAUAGGAGUACAUAUAUCAAAUUUUUCUGAUACAUUUAUAAGAAUGAUUUGUCAAAAACUUAACCCUCAACAAAUUGUGUCUUUAGAAUUUACUUCAACUUACCCUGAAUCCAUGACCACAUUAAAAUCUUUGUACACCUUCGAAAAUGUUAAGACAUUGACAUUUGUCAAUCCUCAAUGUUCAUCUGAAAUUAGCACAUUUACAGAGCGUUUUCCUUCUUGGAUUUGUGUUCGUUUUUGGUAUGAUAAUGAAGUCAAUGCUGAUACAUUUGAAAAAAUGUUUAAUCAACUUCCAAGUUCAGUCAAACGUCUAGAGAUUCGCAUUGCACGACCAUUUCAUAUUCAGUGUUAUUCCAUUGACUUAAAUAUUACGAUUAAAUAUUUUUUAUUCGAUCUAAGUCGUUUUUCGUUAAGUUUGAUGAAUAAUGAUUCUCAACAUCCUAAUUCACAUUUUUUAAUGAGAAUAAUUCAGUUCAUUCAAAAGAUGCGCAACAUUCGAUAUGUUUGUUUCAUAACGAAUAAAAACAACAUCGGACAAGUAUUAUAUAUAGACCAAUGGAUGAAUUUGGCAAGAGAAUGUCUUCAAUUGACGACGGUGACAAUGAAAAUAUCUGGAAGUAUGUCAUCUGAUCAAACAUUAACGCAGCAAUUGUUGGACUUACAAAAGGCAUUGCAUAACAUCCGACAAACAAUUAAAUUUCGAAUAAUUUUUUUAUGA
Adineta steineri is the source of this 2055-nucleotide messenger RNA. Lineage: Eukaryota; Metazoa; Rotifera; Eurotatoria; Adinetida; Adinetidae. The record is from the annotation of a GenBank genome assembly.